UCUCGAAACCUAGUGAGCUGCAGACCUAGGCAGCAUUUUUGGAUAAUUUGGAGGGUAGUAGCAUUGUGAGAAGUUAUUUAAUGUCUAACCAUUCUGGCUAGGUAGGCAGGCACCUCACUAGGUUUGGAGACAUAGCCGAAGAAUCCCGCCCAGGGUUUGACAUAAAACAUCUGCGAUAUUACAGAGCGCAGAACUAUUGCAAAAGAUAUCGCCAAUCAUGCUCUCCUGCGGUCUUGUAAGAGCCGAUCACUUAGCAGCUCGUGUCGCUAGAAAUUUCGUGCCAAUUCAUGAAGUGGUCACGCGAACACUGAAGUCGCAAACUAGCGAUUUAAACGUGCAGAGCACUUCAGCAAUGACGGGCAAAACCAAAACCAAAACCAUAGAUGAUCUACCGGGACCCAGUCUGGCCACUACAGUGUACUGGCUCUUCGUUAAAGGAUAUGCGGAUAAAAGUCAUGCAAUGCAGGUGGAGCACAAACGCCUGUAUGGUCCGAUCUGGCGCUCCCGAUUUGGGCCCUUUGAUGUGGUGAAUGUGGCAACAGCAGAACUGAUUGCACAGGUGAUCCGUCAGGAGGGCAGGUACCCGGUGCGGACGGACCUGCCACACUGGAGAGAGUACAGAGACAUGAGAGGACAAGCAUAUGGACUUCAUGUGGAUACAGGCCCUGAGUGGUAUCGCAUGCGCAGUGCCCUAAACCCUAAGAUGCUCAUUUUGAAAGAAGUAUCUGCGUAUGCGCCCAUCAUUCACGAGGUUGUGACUGAUCUGUUACAGCGCUUGGAGCUCCUGCGUCUGCGCAGUCAGGACCAGGUCACCAUUAAUGACCUGGCCGCUGAGCUCUACAAAUUUGGGUUUGAGGGAAUCUCCUCAGUCCUAUUUGAAACGAGGUUAGGUUGUUUACAGGAGGAAAUUCCCACAGCCACACUGCGCUUCAUAUCUGCCGUUAAUGACAUGUUGACGCUCUCGGAGAGUGUUCUAUUCUUCCCACACUGGACACGUCGCAUUCUCCCGUUCUGGAAACGGUUUGUCCAGGCGUGGGAUGACUUGUAUGACGUAGCCCGACAUCUGAUUGACAAGAAGGUGAAGCAGAUACAAGCUCAGAUUGAUCGUGGAGAGCAGGUGGAGGGCAUGUAUCUCACAUACCUGUUGUCCAGCAACAAACUCAGCUUAGCAGAGGUGUAUAUCAGCAUAACAGAGCUUCUGCUGGGAGGUGUGGAUACGACCUCGAACACACUGUCAUGGACCUUGUACCACCUUGCGCGUGACGCAGAGGUACAGAAACAGCUCUAUGACGAGGUUGUCACGGUGUGUCCAAAUAAAGAGCUGCCCACAGCAGACCACCUGACCAGGAUGCCCUACAUGAAGGCGGUUAUCAAAGAAACUCUCAGGAUGUAUCCUGUUGUCCCUGGUAAUGGACGCUUGACUGUGGACACAGAAGUAAUUGUGGAUAAUUAUUGGUUCCCUAAGAAGACACAGUUCCAUCUCUGUCACUACGCUGUGAGUCACGAUGAAAGUGAGUUUCCAGAUGCGGAACGGUUUGUUCCAGAGCGCUGGCUGAGGGAGAACCCGUCUCGCUCUCAGCAUCACCCCUACAGUUCAAUCCCAUUUGGGGUUGGCGUGCGGGCCUGCGUGGGAAAGAGGGUGGCAGAGCUGGAAAUGUACUUUGCUCUGUGUAGACUGAUGCAACAUUAUGAGGUCAGAGCCGAUAAAGGGGCCCCACUGAUACAGCCCAAGACCCGAACCCUGCUCAUACCCUCUAAACCCAUUAACCUGCAGUUUAUCCCUCGGGCCUGAAGAGAAACCACCAAGAAAUCUGUUUUUCUAAUCAAAUCAGCACUCUUUAUUCAUUUAGUUUUGCCAUCUAUUCCUGCAGGCCCUUACCCACAAAUGCCUAUAUAGGGUAGAAGAUGGAAAUGGGCCAGCAAAAUAAAUAAAAAAUCAACUGAGCUCAAAUAUUUUAACAGAUUGUUACAGCUGAGGUCUUGGAUUGUCUUCUGGGUUUUUGAACAAGCUUUUGCCAAACUUUUUUUGUCACGUUUGCUUCUAUGCAGCAGAACACUGUGUGCACUGUGUUCCUUGCAAUCUUAUAAAAGAGACAAAGACGUUCUGUCUGUGUGCUGGUGACAGUGACUCUAUAAAACCAAGCUGUUUAGUGUCUGAUCAAGAAGAAACAGCGUUUUUAAAAAACACGUUUACUGGCUGUCAUGUUUUUUGCUUCACAGUGGCUCCAAUAUGUUAUUCAUAUUUUUCAUAGAUUAUGAACAUCAGUCAAAUCAUGAUCAAUGGACAUAUUAAUAAUUUGGAAAUACACUUUUCCCUUUUAUAAUAGCCAUAGAGGGAGGAAAAGUGAGAGAUUAUAUAUUUUGUGCAGAUGUUUUUGAGCAUGGUUGAAAGCUAGGGACAGAAAUGCUUCUAUUUUGUAUUUUUCAAAUUUAAUACGGGUAUUUCAUUACAAAUUACAUUACCAGCAUAACAGUUUGAGGGAAAAUUUUAAUGGAAAAAUUUACAUUUUACUCUUAUGUCAACCUGCACUCCAGCUGGCACGGACUCCACAAGUUUGCGGAAAACCUGAUGAUCCAUGUUAUCUCAGCGUGAUUUCAGAAUGUUCCAAAGAGCAUCCUGUGUGCUUAGAAACAUGGAAAUCUGACCUUUUGCACAGAGUUAACAUGUCACACAUUUUCUGACAUUUGAUUAGUGCCCUAGAAAUAGUGCAGAAUCUUAAAUAUACAUUCAAUGUCACAACUUUGUUUUACAUUUUCAAAAUUCUAAAACUUUAUUUUCAUGUUUAAGUGGGAUUUUAAAAAUGUUUUUCAGUGUGGACUUUUGACCCCACUCUAGAUUAAUUUAUUUGAAAUAAAUCUGUUGUCAGAUCGCCCACAUGUUGGCUUACAUCUAGGAAGAUUUCUUUCCAAAGGCAAUACUCAUUUUAUGUCGUUAUACAGUAACCAUUGUAAUAUCAUUGUAAUAAUAGAUCAGUAGAUCAACAUAACCACAGCUUUCUACUAGAAAUGGUAUGAUUGCUUGGAUUACUGAUUUCUUUUACAGACAUAUUACAGCAAAUAACUGAGUAAUACAUAAUUUUUGGAGCAAUACACUUUCUGUCGUACCAAACACUACGUGCUCUGUAAGUGCAAAAGCAUUGUAAUAAAUGGCUUUGGGUAAAAU
Messenger RNA from Myxocyprinus asiaticus (Chinese sucker), 3163 nucleotides. RefSeq names its product sterol 26-hydroxylase, mitochondrial. Lineage: Eukaryota; Metazoa; Chordata; Actinopteri; Cypriniformes; Catostomidae. Bases 218 to 1792 code for a protein of 524 amino acids. Gene Ontology annotation, cellular component: mitochondrial inner membrane. The transcript has 9 exons. The record is from RefSeq and is a predicted model, not a curated record. Gene Ontology annotation, molecular function: heme binding; monooxygenase activity; oxidoreductase activity, acting on paired donors, with incorporation or reduction of molecular oxygen. Gene Ontology annotation, biological process: cellular response to peptide hormone stimulus; cholesterol metabolic process; cortisol metabolic process.